Messenger RNA from Cuculus canorus (common cuckoo), 3967 nucleotides. It is a transcript of the gene FAM222A, whose product is annotated as family with sequence similarity 222 member A. Lineage: Eukaryota; Metazoa; Chordata; Aves; Cuculiformes; Cuculidae. The transcript is spliced from 3 exons. The record is from RefSeq and is a predicted model, not a curated record. The coding region runs from base 340 to 1692 and encodes 450 amino acids.
UUUUUCGCCUGGAAAACAAACAAAUAAACAGAAAAAAUUGUUUUUUUUUUUUUUUUCCCUCUCCUCCGGGGCCGGGAGGCGGCGGGGAAGCGCCCGGGUGGUGGCAGAGCCAGGACCCCCGGCCCCGGCGUGGAUCUCGCUGGUCACAAAGGAGAGGAGAGAAGGAACCACCCUGCGAUGUUUUAUUGAAGAGCCCAUCUCUCCCGGCUGCCUCUCGCGGUGUCGGGUGGCUGUGGUGAAGAAGAGCUUGUCUGCUGGCCUCCUGCAUCUCCUGGAACGGAGGGAGCAUCCCUGUGGCAUCUCCUAGACCCUUGGCGCUGGGAAUAUCAUCCGCCGGGAAUGAGGGCACCGGCUGGCGGAGGGGGCGGCACUGCCCGCCAGGAAGCCCAGACCAUGCUGGCCUGCCUGCAGAGGACCCAGAACCCCCCAGCCCAGCACCUCGCCUGCCCCAACAAGGCAUUGGAACCACGCAAGUGUGAGACGGCGGCACCCAUGCAUUCCCCGCGCUACCCCAGCCCCGCCGAGCUGGAUGCCUACGCACAGAAGGUGGCCAACAGCCCGCUGACCAUCAAGAUCUUCCCCACCAACAUCAGGGUUCCCCAGCACAAGCACCUUAACCGGACGGUCAAUGGCUAUGACACCACGGGGCAGCGCUACAGCCCUUACCCGCUGCACGCCGGUGGCUACCAGGGUCUCCUGGCCAUCGUCAAAGCCUCCGGCAAAAGCGUGGUGAAGAACUCGGAGGGGAAGCGGACUAAGCUCUCGCCUGCCCAGGUCGGCGUUGCUCCCUACCCCGCGUCAAGCACUUUAGCUCAAGGUCCCUCCUGCGCCGGGCAGCUGAGCUACCACAGCGGCCAGAAACAGCUGGAGGGUCCCGUGCCCCCCAACGUGACGGUGGCGGCGUCUGUGCUGCCGCUGGCGGGCAGGAGCCUGGCCCUGCCGCCGUCCAACCUGCCCUCCAUCCAGAGCAUCAUCUACCAGAUCAAUCAGCAGUGCCAGGCGCAGGGUGCCCAGCCGGGCUGCCCGGCCGUCGUGGCCACCAACCCCAGCCCGGCCAAGCACGGCGCCUUCACCGGCGCUGCCGCAUAUGCCGGUGCUGUCUUACCGGAGUGCCGCAAGGGUGCUGAGCUGGCGCUGGGCUCCAACCCAGCCGUGGCUCUGGCACCCAAGGCAGGCAUCUACCCCGAGGGCAUGGACUACCUGGUCUGGCAGCAGAAGCAGCAGCAGCAGCACCUGCGAAUGUACAGCGGGGGCAGUGGCGGCGGGGGGGCCCUCAGCAAAUCCCCCGAGACGUGCGCGGGUGCCUCGCGCCCCUACGCCUUGGGUGGCGCGGCCGAGAAGGUGAGCUCGUCUCCUUUGAACUGCAUGCAUGGCAACUUCUCGGUGGGGCAAUACUUCGCCCCACCUUGGAAUAGCAUCUUGGUGACCCCCAACAGCGACUGUUACAACCCGCCGGAGCUGGGGGCCGGACCCCGGGAGCUGGGGGUGCCCCCGGCCGAGGGGCUGCCCAGCAAGUCGCUCUGCAAUACCUCCAUCCUCAGCAGCAGCCUCCAGUCCCUGGAGUAUCUCAUCAACGACAUCCACCCGCCCUGCAUCAAGGAGCAGAUGUUGGGCAAGGGCUACGAGACCGUGUCUGUGCCAAGGCUCUUGGACCACCAGCACGCCCACAUCCGCCUGCCCGUCUACAGAUAAGGAACCGAUGCUGCUUUUCCCAAACCCAGGGCGAGGACUUCGGCACGAGCCGGGCUCCCCUCUGGCACCACGCGGGUACCGGACCAUGGCAGUGAGGGCAGGGGGACAGGGAGUGGGGGACGGGGUCGGCUGCCGAAAGGGCUCCUGGGACACUGGGAUUUCACUGGGGUCCCCAGACUGGUGACACCCGCAACCUGCUGGAAACCGAUGCCGAAGGACCGCUUGUCUAUAGAGCUCAGAAAUCAUUUUAUCUCCACGAAUGUGAACAGGGAAUCGCUACGAGUUGCUGCUAUCCAGGGAGAGGAGGCUCCGCUCCGCACCCCCGCGGGUGCCCAGGCGGAUCCAUGCGGGGCAGGGCACGAUGCCGUGGCCGGGAGGGUCACCCACGGCGCUCCCAGCCCGGCGGCCGCAGGGAGCUGGCGCCUGACCUGUAGCUGAAAUCCGUAACUUGCACUGCUUUGAUUAAAGCUAAUAACUGGGGAGGCUAUUUAAGAAAAACACUGGAAAACUUGAACAGAUUUCUUUUUUUUUAAGUUUUUAUUGGGUUUUUUUUUUUUUAGUUGACUAGGCUGUACAUCUCUGUGUUGGCUGCUACAGAGUCUCCUCCUGCCCUUCCUCCUCUUCCUCCUCCUCCUCCUCUCUCCCAGCCCUGCGUUGCCAACCGGCUCCUAUUCCCACUCCCCCGGGAGGUUCGCUGCCCUGUGCCGGGCACCCAGAGGGACCCCCAACCCCUCUCCCGUGCCACGACACCCCCAGGAACCUUCCCAGAUCUCACACUUCCAGGCUGUUUUGGUUUUGGUUUUUUUUUCCCCUCCUUACUGUCAGUUCUCCUUUGGUUCUGGGUUCGAGGCGACCGCGGCCCCAGGGGCGCUCGCAUACCUCUUGAUUCCUCCUUUCUUUUAUGAAAAAAACAGUUCCAAAAUGCUCAUUACGGUCCGUUAUUCACUUUGUGUAAUUAUGUGUUUAAGAGAUUUAUUCAUUUAAAGGCUCACACCGCAAAACACAAAGCGUUUUGAUGUUUAAAGGAAAAAAAAAGAAGGCAAAUACCCCGACGAAACCCAAGGUGAUUGUGCUCGGAAAAGAGGUACUGUAUCCCUGCAAGGCCUGUUCAAGCACUAAGUGCAUUUACAAAUCUCUGAGAAUGUUUUUUUUAUACUAAAAUUGACCAUUAUAUUCUACUGUGAGCAGUGCUGGCUGCACUGGAUUGUUUUAAAAAUGAGAGAAAAAAAACAAAAAAAAACCAACACAAAACCCGCAAGCCGUGUGUCCGGAUGGUGUUUUUCCCAAAGUAAAACCAGGAUAUCGCUGGAUGUGUGCUCUGGAGUCUCUUUGCUUUGCUGUGGCCCCCCCCCUCAAAGCCAGGACUUGCUUGCUCUACACCUUCCUCCCGCAGGUUUUUAGGGCAUGGAGGAGCACCUAUAAAUAAUAUAAACCUGCUAACGAUGCUGAGCCAUUAAUCCGGCCCCGGUGCCAGCCUCCACCUCACACCCCAGGCCAACAGGCGCGUGUGGGCCAAAUCCUCAGGGAUUAGGGCUGCGGCCCCACGUGCACCCAUGGGAUGCUCGCUGGGUGAUGGGGACCGUGUCCCCACCCCUGGACUAGCGGCCACCUCCAGUGCAGUAGAGUCAUAGAAUCGUUUGGUUGGAAAAGACCUUUGAGAUCGUUGAGUCCAACCGUCCCUGUCCACCGCUAAACCAUCCCUGAGCACCUCAUCUGCCUGGCUUUAAACCCCUCCAGGGAUGGGGACUCCACCACCUCCCUGGACAGUUGUUCCAGCGUCUCAGAAGCCUUUUGGUGAAGAGAUUCUUUCUGAUGUCUAAUCUGAACCUGCCCUGGUGCGACUUGAGGCCAUUCCCUCUCAUCCCAUCACUUAGGCGAAGAGACCGACAUCCGCCUCUCUACAACCUCCUUCCAAAUAGCUGUAGUAGAGUCAUCUCCACCGCCAUCCAUCACCUGCAGGGAGUUUGCCACCGAGUUCUCCCCGUGGCAGGAGGAUCCCUGGUGCCGGGGCAGGAUGGGGCCUCUCCUUUGGCCCCGGCUCUGCCUGGGGGGCUGCUCUCCCCUCACCCUGCUCACGGCCUGCUCUGCCCCGGCGGCAGCUUCCCAGCCCGAACAAUGAGCCGGUUGCAUUAGGAUAAUAGUAUUAAAUCCCAAAUAGCUCUGGGCGGACGGCGCGUCUCCGCGGCCCCUGCGUCCCGCGGCGGUGACAUAUGGCAUGCCGUUAUCCCGGCCGGGGAGGGGGCUGAUGGCGGCGGGGCAGGGGUUUCUUUAUUUU